AUGCCUGCGGCCGAGGACUCGCGAUCGGACCCUCCACUGUCAGAUACGCUGUCGGCCAGGUCAUACCUUGAGCUGGGAGGAUUACGAGUAUCGCACGAGGCAGACACCCCGACGCCUGACAGUCUCCAAGAGACCACUGCGACUCUACCGAGUGUCCAGCCAGUAUCCGUCGAGGGCAAGUCUGGCCCCCGAUCCCCAACCCAGAAACCCCUGGGCUCGGAGAAGACCGUCAAGGCUGGAGACCCGCCAGCGGGUCUCCCGCGCAAACGAGGUCGCCCGAGACUGGAGACGACAAAGAAUGCAGCGGCUGUCGAGGAACGGCGUCUUCAAAUCCGUCGGGCGCAACGCACGUACCGCCAGAAGAAAGAGGCUACCAUCCAGACGCUCAAGACGCGCGUAGAAGUCCUGGAGCAGACCCUGCAGAAUGUCUCUGACUUGAUGGGUCCCGAGCCCGACGCUGACACUCGUAGCAGCAGCCACGCCCUUGCGCGGAGAGCGGAUUUGGAUUUCGUGCGCACGAGAAAGCUCGUGCUUGCGGAAAUUGAUCGUGCGCGAUCUUCCUCGGGAGAGCAGAGUCCGCAGAAUGGACACAGUCCAGAGACUCUGCGCGAUAUUUUCGGGUAUCAUAUUUCUGAUACUGGCAAGAUGGCUGAAGAUACAGAGAUGCCAGACCUGACACUAUCACAUCGUCAAGAUCACAAAUAUCCCCGUCCCCGAUCUCCGUCUCCUCUCAUCAACCGUCUCUUCCCCACAACCACCAUCUUCACCUAUAGCUACCAGGAAUCCGAUCUCUCGCGCCGCCUCCAGCGCUUCUGUCUGGAACAUACAUACCGCUGGCUCACAGACCCAUACUCCAGCCCAGAACUCAUGAGCCGAGUUUUCGGCCUGUUCCCCUGCAUUCACGACAUGCCCGGUGUACGCCGUAACUUCCGGCGCGUGCUGCAUUCUGAAAUUGGCGGGCCCCUCGAAGUGAACAAGCUCCCCUUCUAUAAGCUUGGGGGCGCAGGUACACAUUAUCCACGGAGGGGAGUAAACGGACAGCCCAUCUACCCAGAACAACUGCGACGACCGGGGAAGAUCCUACGACGGCUAGCGAGGAUUCUGCGGCGCGGCGGAAUUCAAGACUGGGAUGAAGACUGGAGUGGGGAUGUGGAGCCUGGUCGUGGCGGAGAGGGAGAUGGCGAGGACAUGAGCGAAGAAGAUCGACUGCGCGCGUUAAAUCUCGAUGGGGAGUGGUUUGAUUGCCAUGAUGUGCAGGGCUACCUGGAACACCGGGGCGUUUCAUUAGACAGCUCGACGAUGUGGUUGGAAGUUCCGCCGUCGACCGUGGGAAUACUGUAUGGAUUCUCGCCGGAUUAUUCUGCGUCGCAGUAUUAUGUCUCUCCGGGCGAGCUUUCCUCGAGUGACAUGAGUGGAACGCAGUAUUUGGGACAGUCCAGCUAUGUCUUGGAUCUAGAAUCGUUUUUUGAUCGUGAGUUGCGUCAUUUCGUCGAUCCUCAAGACAAGCUAACGCCAUCGCCAGUCCUACUGGCCAAUCUCCGCAUUCUGGGCCGAGCCCCAGGGUUUCGAUUGUGGGAUGUUGAUGCGGCUCUUCGGGUGUCCAUUCGCCGGCGGCCGCUUGGCUAA
Messenger RNA from Penicillium argentinense, 1626 nucleotides. Its product is annotated as bZIP transcription factor. Lineage: Eukaryota; Fungi; Ascomycota; Eurotiomycetes; Eurotiales; Aspergillaceae. The transcript has 2 exons. Bases 1 to 1626 code for a protein of 541 amino acids. Gene Ontology annotation, biological process: regulation of DNA-templated transcription. Gene Ontology annotation, molecular function: DNA-binding transcription factor activity. The record is from RefSeq and is a predicted model, not a curated record.